AUGAUUGCUGGUGUGCUGGGAGGAAAACCCAAUGGAGAUGGGAUUGGAGCUGACAGGCAAUUGGGAAAUUUUCAAAGGAACAAUCCUCCAUUGUUCAAGGGCACUCAUGAUCCGAAAGGUGCGCAGAAGUGGCUGAAGGAGAUCGAAAGGAUUUUCAGAGUCAUUGAUUAUGCUGAAGACCUGAAAGUGAGAAAAGGUAAGAAGCAUAUGGAUAGAGGUAAGCCAUAUGGUAGAGGUAAAGCUGUUGACUGGAAGAAGCCUAGUGGGGGAGACUCCAGUGCUCUUGUCAGAUGCUACAACUGUGGUGAGGUUGGACACCAUAAGAAUGAAUGCAAGCUUGAUAAGAAGAAAUGCUUUAAGUGUGACAAAGUGGCCCAUGUUGCUGCAGAUUAUAAGAAGAAGGUGAAGGAGGCCGUUAAACACGGUGCUACAGUGUGUAUGUUGUUUGCGUUGAUGAACUCGAAAGAGAAGACGGUGAGUAAUGAACUGCCAGUAGUACGAGACUUUCCAGAAGUUUUUCAAGAAGAUGUGAACGAGUUACCGCCGGAAAGAGAGGUAGAGUUUGCUAUUGAAUUGGUUCCAGGAACUAGUCCAGUGUCAGUGGCACCAUAUCGUAUGUCACCAUCUGAGUUGGCCGAAUUGAAGAAUCAAUUGGAAGAGUUGCUUGAAAAGAAAUUCAUUCAUCCGAGUGUUUCUCCCAGGGGUGCGCCGGUAUUGUUGCAUCUUUUGAUUGAUGAAACACAAGAAUGGAGAUUUGGAGUGAAAAACUUGAUUGAGAUUGGAAGGGUUUUUGGAGAGGGUUUAAGAAAAAUAUGGCAAAUGAAGUUGAUCAUGCAGGUUUCUGAUUUUAGCAAUUUCACUUUUGAUUUUACCGGAGUUACAUCUCCGAAAUUAUUCUUGUAA
Molecule: messenger RNA, 903 nt
Organism: Vicia villosa (hairy vetch)
Lineage: Eukaryota; Viridiplantae; Streptophyta; Magnoliopsida; Fabales; Fabaceae
Exons: 4
Coding region: 1-903 (300 amino acids)
Molecular function (GO): zinc ion binding; nucleic acid binding
Source: RefSeq, a predicted model, not a curated record